AUGGCAAGCAUUCCUCAAGCUAAAACCCUAUUUGAACAAGUUGAUACAAAUCGAGAUGGAAUUAUUGAUAAAAAUGAGUUUCGUAAUUCGACUUCAAAUGCUGAAGAAUUGAAUUCUUUAUCAUACGAAUCAACAACUAGUCGACUUAAUCUUUAUGAUAAUAGUAGUAGUCAAUUGGAUCGGCAUAACGAUAAAGUUAGUUCUCAAGAGAGUUUGGAAUAUACGGCUGAUAAAUAUGCUUCAUAUGGAACUACAGCAGUAGCUAGUGAGUUGAUUAAUGAUAUGGUGAUUCAUACAAGCAGCGUAGAAGAAACAAAUCAAUAUCUGAAAAAAUCAGGUAAUAGUAUUUAUAAGGAUCCUAAUCCAAUAAUUAUUCGACGAGCAACCACUGAAAAGCCAGUAGCACUAGAACAACGAGUUCUUGUUCGAUAUCUUCAACCACCAGCUGUUCCACCACCAGGACCACUCAUUAUUAAAGAAGUGCGUCCACGACAACCAUCGCCACUUCCACCACUUGUCAUACACGAACGUGCGCCGUCUCUUCCUUCACCACCUCCACUUAUCUUACGUGAACGGCCGCCAACACCACCGCCACAUGUUCCUAGUGAAACAAUUAUUCAUACCUUACCUGAUAUACUUGUUCCGCCUCGAUCAGUUGUUAUCGAACGUUAUCCAUCUCUUCCAGAAAAACCACGCGAUAUCAUAAUUGAACGAUGGAUUCCAUACGAACCUCAACAUGAAUACCGUACAAUUGUUGUGCACGCUUCUCCUGAUAUAAAAUAUUCACAAUCAUCUAAUACUAUUAUAAUUUAUUCUGCUGAUGAAACACUUAAUGUCCGAAAAUUUGAAAAACUUGACGUUACUCAAGAAGAUCCUACUGCUUAUGUAGUUCGUUAUGGGUCAUCACUUUUAGAUCCAGCAACACUUGUUCAACAAACAUGCAACGCUGAUGUUAUUGAAGAUAUGUCAUCUCUGGUAUCAUCAUCUUCAAUAUAUACAACUACAGGUGAAAAUACUGUUAAUUUUGACCAGUCAAAUGAAAUAAUCCAUCAAGAUUUAUCAUUAUCGGGUAGAACUCGUAGUGAAGAAAUUCCAAUAGAUGCUGGUACCAACGAUAUUAAUCUUGUUAAUACAAGGUAUUCAUUUUCAGUGCCAAACUUGAUUAGUGAUAGUGCUUCAGUUGACGGUGUUAGUGUCACUCGCCGUGAGUUUAAUGACGGUGAUGCUAGUAUUACCACUACUCAUACUAAUCGUGUUGGAAAAUUAAAUCAAAUAGAAUUUGAACAAUAUAAUUAA
This is a messenger RNA of Rotaria sp. Silwood2, 1296 nucleotides long. NCBI's taxonomy places the organism in Eukaryota, Metazoa, Rotifera, Eurotatoria, Philodinida, Philodinidae. The record is from the annotation of a GenBank genome assembly.